UGGGGACCCCCCCUCUGUUUUUGCUACUGGGGAUGGUGUAAUAUUAGGGCCAGGCCUCCCCUCCUCUCCCACCAGUGUCUGUCACCCUCCGGCUGCUCCAAAUCGACGUCUUCCACAACACCAGCUCCAUGGACAUGCAGGGGAUGGCCCUGCUGGGCGACCUGGAGACCCACUCCCUGGACUGCAGCACCUGCGAGAUCCGCUUCCUGCAGCCCUGGGCCCAGCAGGGCCUGACCCCGAAGCAGUGGCAGGACCUGGAGCUGGUGAUCCAUCGCUCCCUGUCCGACUUCAUCCAUAAAAUGAACAAAGUAGCUCAGCAGCAGGGAAAGGGCUACCCCUUUGUUACCCAGGUCUCCCUCGGCUGCGAGCUGCACCCCAACAGCACCUCGAGGGGAUUCUAUGACGCUGCGGUGAACGGCGAGGACUUCAUCAGCUUCGACGUGGACGGAGGCACCUGGUUUGCUCGGCAGGGGGAUAACCUGGGUGCGCUUUACACCCGGGACCUUCUCAUCCAGAAUAAGGGCGCAACCAUCACGCUUCAGUUUCUCCUGAGAACAACGUGUGUCAAUCAGCUCAAGAGCUUUGUCCUGUACGUGAACGAGUCUCAGGAGAGGCAAGAGCGGCCGGUCGCCGUGGUGUUUGCCCGAGCGCCUCCCCCAGCCGGGACCCCCGCGCCGGUACUGCUGGUUUGCCACGUCACCGGUUUCUACCCGCGGCCCGUCCGCGUGGCCUGGCUGCAGGACGGGGAGGAGGUGGGGCUGGGCGGGCGGCUGAACUCCAGUGGGAUCCUGCCCAACGCGGACCUGACCUACCAGCUGCGCAGCUCCCUGGCCGUGGAGCCGGGCGCCGGGCACAGCUACGCCUGCUGGGUGCAGCAC
Terrapene triunguis (Three-toed box turtle) is the source of this 878-nucleotide messenger RNA. Its product is annotated as antigen-presenting glycoprotein CD1d-like. Gene Ontology annotation, molecular function: lipopeptide binding; exogenous lipid antigen binding; endogenous lipid antigen binding. The transcript has 4 exons. Gene Ontology annotation, cellular component: external side of plasma membrane. Gene Ontology annotation, biological process: positive regulation of T cell mediated cytotoxicity; antigen processing and presentation, exogenous lipid antigen via MHC class Ib; immune response. The annotation marks the transcript as partial. NCBI's taxonomy places the organism in Eukaryota, Metazoa, Chordata, Testudines, Emydidae. The record is from RefSeq and is a predicted model, not a curated record.